Molecule: messenger RNA, 924 nt
Organism: Lathyrus sativus (Indian pea)
Lineage: Eukaryota; Viridiplantae; Streptophyta; Magnoliopsida; Fabales; Fabaceae
Source: the annotation of a GenBank genome assembly
AUGCUUUUCAUUUAUUUUUCUAUUUUUCUACUUUCUCUUGCUUUUCUAUGGCUAUGGAGAACCAAGAAAAAUACAAAUAAACUACCACCAGGUCCAAAAGGUUUACCAAUUUUGGGUAGCCUUCUCAAAUUAGGACCAAAUCCUCAUAUUGAUCUUCACCAAUUAUCUCAAAAAUAUGGACCCAUCAUGCACUUGCGUUUAGGUUUAGUACCAACCAUAGUUGUUUCUUCACCUCAAGCAGCUGAGCUUUUCCUCAAAACCUAUGAUCAUUUAUAUGCUAGUAGGCCACCAACCGAGGCAAUAAAACACAUCUUUUGGGGACAGAGAAACAUGAGUUUUGGUGAAUAUGGUUCUUAUUGGAGAAACAUGAGAAAAAUGUGCAUGUCUGAAUUGUUGAGCCAUGCAAAAAUCAACUCUUUUAGACCCAUGAGGGAGCACGAGCUUGACCUAUUGAUUAGGUUUCUAAGAGAAAAAUCCAACGAUGGAACAAAAGUUGAUUUAAGUGCUAAGAUUUCUUCACUCUCCGCUGAUAUGAGUUGUAGAAUGGUGUUUGGGAAAAAGUAUGCGGAUAAAGAUUUGGAUGAGAAAGGGUUUAAGGCUGUGAUACAAGAGGGAAUGCAUUUAACAGCUACUCCUAAUAUUGCUGAUUAUAUUCCUUACAUAGGAAAACUUGAUUUACAAGGGCUCGCGAAACGGACGAAGGCAAUUGGAAAAAUCUUUGAUGAUUUUUUUGAGAAAAUAAUUGAUGAACAUAUUCAUUUUGACAAUAAAGAUGAUAAGAAUAAAGAUUUUGUAGAUGUCAUGUUGGGUUUUGUUGGUAUUGGAGAAUCUGAAUACCGUAUCGAACGGUCCAAUAUCAAAGCCAUUAUGCUGGAUAUGUUAGCAGGUUCAAUGAUACUUCUGCAACAGCAAUUGAAUGGGUAA